Messenger RNA from Penicilliopsis zonata CBS 506.65, 781 nucleotides. RefSeq lists its product as hypothetical. Bases 154 to 717 code for a protein of 187 amino acids. NCBI's taxonomy places the organism in Eukaryota, Fungi, Ascomycota, Eurotiomycetes, Eurotiales, Aspergillaceae. The record is from RefSeq and is a predicted model, not a curated record. The transcript has a single exon.
GUCCCCUAGUGCCCAGUGCCAGUGCCUUAAGCCAAGGACUUAGCAUUUGCUAAGUCUCAUGGAGGAAAAUUAUUUAAAACCCAGCCAGACCUUCGGGGCGCCCCUCUACACAGCGUAGUUGAAAUCUAAUAAUUAUUCACUUACACCUGAACAAUGUACUUUCUUCCUCUUCUCAUCUUGGCCGCCACGGCCGCUAGCUCCUCCACUACCGAGAUAUCCAUCUUUGCCGCCCACACCAAUAGUUCUUCGUCCACGACCUCCAUCUGGGCCGGUGUAGCAGGCAGCAUUGUCUCCGCCAACUCCUAUGCGACCACCAUCGCCCUCGCCUGCACGGCGACGGACGACUGCACAGCCCUCAACCAAUGGACCCUGACGCAAGGCCCAUCUACCUUCCGCGAGAUCGCAGUCGAUACUACUUCCAGCGACGGGGUGGAAGUCACUAUCACUGAAGUGCUCAACUGCCAGAUCACAGCCAGCACGCAGGGGGCAGAGUGCACCAUUACCGAGAGUGUCAUAGCCGCCGUUGAAGGACAAACGGCGACGACCGCUACCUCUGAGAGUUCUACCCUUACCUCAGGUCAGGUUUAUUACCAGACGCUCACCAUCACAGCGGGUGUUGAGAAGCUGGCGACAACGACUGAGACAGGUGCUGCGCCAAUAUUGACCGGGGGACCGAUGGCUGCGGCGGCGGUGGCAGUGGUUGCGGCUUUUCUUUAAGUACAUAGCCUCCUUGUAAAAAGCGGGGAGCCGUGCAAGACUUACCUAUUUAAUACUAGCAUAG